AUGUUCAUAUUGAGUGUGCUAGAGGGGAUAGUCUUACUGUUUUAUGUAGGAUAUUUGGUUCGAGAGUACUCACAACAACAAGUACCAUUUUAUGUGAAAUUGUUAACAUACAUUUCAUGGAUCCUUUCAUUUGGAAUUGUAUUUAUCAUACCUCAUGACAUCUAUUACACAAUCAAUGAUUAUGGUGAUGGCUAUGACUACACUGUGAUAUUAUGGAAAUGGAUAUAUUGGGGCAAUUUCAUACUGUGCUGGCUAAUAUUACCAGUUUGUUAGGAAUAUGAGGAUGCGGGGGAAUUCAGCUUCAAAGACAAAUUGAUACGAUCUUUUAAGAACAAUAUAAUCAUCUAUGCUUAUUUUUUAUUGUUUGGUUUAAUCUUUAUUGCCUACCUGGCUAUUUUCAACAAACUGGACUUUAAUUCAAUUUUAAAAGUAUUAGUUGCUUUAGCUUAUGCAUUUGGCAUUUUGUUAGUAGUUAUAUUACUAGGACAUGGUUUAGUAGCAAUCCCAAGAGAAUAUUGGAGGAAGGCACAAUAUUAAAAAUGUUUAAAAGCACUCUAUUUAGAGGCUGCCCAAAUUAAUCAUACUAUUUAAGAACUUUAUAUCUAACUAUUCAAUAUGACUAUUGAAUUGAAAUAAAAUAAAUAACUCAAUCCGAAUUAACAAUGUAUAGAUUAUAUAUUGAAUGAAAUCCCUUAUGAAAUCAUAGAGGAUGCUUCUCAUAAAUUAUUGAAUAUCAUUGAAGUUAAACAACUAUCAUCCUUUUGUGAGAUUAAUAAGAAGGCUAAAAAGAGAGCUGCAGAAUAUAAAAGAGCCUAAACUAAAUGGGAUCACAUUUGCACUGAAUGUUUUCUCUUAGAAGACAUGAUUGAUAACGAAUUCAGUGUGCAUUACAAAAUUAGAUCGACAUUACGUUAUCCAAAGUCUGGGUAAUUUGGUCAUUAUGUUGAUAUACUGCAAUGGCUUUGGUAUACUAAAAUAAAGAAGGCUUAUUUAUUAUCUUUGUGUGUGAUUUUCUCAAUAUUAUCAAGCAUUGUGAUAUUGUCCGAGAUAUCAUGCUUUACUGAAUUUGACUUUAAUAUCCUUAGUAGAAUAAUCAAUGUCAAUGGAUUCAUGCAUACUUAAAUAUCAAUCUUAAUACCUUUGAUGUAUAUAUCUUUUUGUGCUUUUUAUGGACUAUUUCACAUUAACUUUGCUGGAAUGUAUGGCUUUUAUAAUCACUAGCAAACUGAUGCACCUAGCUUGAUGUUUGGCUCAAUCAAUUUUUCUAGAGUAUCUUUUCCGUUGACUUUCAAUUUCUUACAGAUGAUCCACAUUUAGGGUACUCCUUUUGAGGAUGUGGUUGGCAAUAUGGAUACUAGUUCAGUUUUAGGGAUGUCUUUUUCAUAUUCAUUGCCUAUCUUAUUGAUAAUGGCAUCGAUUUUCAACUUCUUUGAAGUUUAUGAUAAGAUUCUUUAAGUUGUUGGAUUACCUUAAUUCAAGUUUUCGUAAACUCAGUUCAAUAGUGAGGAAGGAGAGCGCUUGAUUUGCAAGGCGAGAGUGAAGAGAGAGAGGGAUAUAUUGAAUAAGGUUGGCAUAAAAUUUUUGGAUUAAUGUGAAAUGCGGGAAUUGGAUAGCAGAAUGAUUUAAUUUGUAUGA
Paramecium tetraurelia is the source of this 1635-nucleotide messenger RNA. RefSeq lists its product as uncharacterized. NCBI's taxonomy places the organism in Eukaryota, Ciliophora, Oligohymenophorea, Peniculida, Parameciidae. Gene Ontology annotation, cellular component: membrane. The record is from RefSeq and is a predicted model, not a curated record. The transcript is spliced from 5 exons.